CGCCCCUGAGUCUGGAGCAGCAGCAGCAGCAGCAGCAGUGGAGCUUCACUGCCUCUCCUCGCCUCACAGUGCGGGAAUAUAGCAGCGGAGAGCAGAAUGGAUACGGAAGGGAGCCAGAGCAGCCUGUCCUCCGGCACGGACAACUCCCCCCACGACCCCUGCAAAAUGUUCAUCGGGGGGCUGAGUUGGCAGACAACACAAGAGGGCUUAAAGGAGUACUUCUGCAAAUUCGGCGAGGUGAAGGAGUGCAUGGUGAUGCGGGAUCCCGUUACCAAGCGGUCGAGGGGCUUUGGAUUUGUAACAUAUGCAGAGCAAGCAGGCGUUGAAAAGGUUUUGGCGCAAAACAGACACGAGUUGGACUCCAAAACGAUCGAUCCGAAGGUAGCGUUUCCUCGCCGGGCUCAGCCUAAGCUGGUGACCAGGACAAAGAAGAUCUUUGUCGGAGGACUUUCAGUCAAUACCACCAUUGAAGAUGUGAAGCAUUACUUCGACCAGUUUGGAAAGGUCGAUGAUGCCAUGCUCAUGUUUGACAAAACAACCAACAGACACAGAGGUUUUGGCUUUGUUACAUUUGAGAACGAGGAUGUGGUCGAGAAAGUGUGCGAGAUCCACUUCCAUGAGAUCAACAACAAAAUGGUGGAGUGUAAGAAAGCUCAGCCCAAAGAGGUGAUGACGCCGACAGGCUCAGCCAGAGGACGCUCCAGAGUGAUGCCUUAUGGGAUGGACGCCUUCAUGCUGGGCAUCGGCAUGCUGGGUUACCCAGGCUUCCAGACUGCUACCUACACGAGCCGCAGUUACUCUGGCAUCGCUCCUGGUUACACUUAUCAGUUCCCAGAAUUCCAUUUAGAGAGGACCCCCCUCCUGACAUCAUCCCAUCCCCCUGAGCUGGCAGCCAUUCCCCUGACUGCAUAUGGACCAAUGGCAGCAGCCGCAGCAGCAGCAGUAGUUAGAGGCUCCACCCCUUCACGCACAGCUGGUUUCCUGGGAACCAGCAGCCCUGGACCAAUGGCUGACUUAUAUGCAGCAGCCAAUCAGGACUCAGGAGUCAGCAGCUACAUCAGCGCAGCUAGCCCAGCCCCCAGCACGGGGUUCGGCCAUGGACUAGGGAAAGCGUAUCCCCUCAUGUAUCCUCAGGGUCCGCUGAUUGCUACUGCAUUCACUAACGGCUACCACUGAGAGGACCCAGGUCACUGAAGAUGGGAGGGCUUCUCCUCUGCUGACGAGCCAAUCAGAACGCUGGCUGCCCACUGAUGGCAAAUCCUGAUUGGCCGACCACAGGCUCUUCCGGGGUCUUCCUGGCUCCCUGUGGCUCCACCCACCGACUGAAUAUCUUUUUAAAUCCUGAACUCUGUUUUUUGCUGUACUAAUCUCACUUCAACAUAACUUCCCCCGUCUCUCCUCGUUUGUCCUCAUGUAGUCUAAUAUCUAGACCCCAACUUUAUCCAUUAUUUUCUUUAUUGAAGCUGAGGCAAAGAACUGCAAAAAAAAAAAAAAAAGAAAUUCUCUGAGGAAACAUUUGUCAUCUUUGACAAUGACACAGAGGACUAUUUUUGAUUUUUUUUAAAUUCUUUUUAUUUUUUAUUUCAAUGUGAUAUGUCGCUUCAUGAUGAAAUCCCUCACAGCUGUUACCGAUGUGGACAGAUAGAGAUGCAAGAUGGGUCUUUGACAGAAAAAAAAAUGUUUUUCACAAAGGAAGAACAAAUCCAACAAAGUCCUUUUUUAACUUUGGCAUCACGGAAACAUGAAAAAAAACAAACUAAAAUGUAUAUUUUGGUAGUCUUUAAAAACAAAACCUUUGUAAUAUUGUUAUUAAUAUUGACAUAAUAAUGAUAAUCUGUAAGGUAUUUUAUUCUGUAAUUGGUUUUAAAGCAAUGUUUUUAUGUCUUCCUGUAAGAUAUUGUACAUAAACGUUAGGGUGAGUGGGGAGGGGGGGAGGAGGGGGUUACUGAACCGGCUGGCAUGUCAUUGGUUGGUUCUGAAAGGGUUGACAGCAUUUUGACUGGAUGUCAUUUAUCAGUAUGCAUAUUGUUUAUGUGUACCUUUUUGGCCAGUCCGCUCCAGCGACUUCAGUGCAGCGCUGUUGACGUAAACAAAACUUACUGAAGUUUGUUUUGCAGAUUCGUUCAGUAAAAAAAAAGAAAAAAAAAAAAAAAGAAGCUCUGUUCCAAAAGUCAGCAACUUGUUUGCAACUUUGACUUUGUCAUUUUCCCACCAUUGAUGAACCAGAUCCCUUUUAACUUCAUACACACAAUAAGACGAUGAAGACUGAAAAACAGGAGAAAUCAGGGGUUCUAGGGUACUGAGCUGACUUGACUUCCUCUUUUUUUGAAAAUAUUAUAUAUUUUGUUUGCGCAAUUUCACUUCUUAAUGUUUUUGUUUUAUUGUUUUUCUUUUGAAAAAUUUCUUUUAUGCGGUGCUCUCCACCGUGGAAACAAAUGAAGGACAUUCUCAGAGAAGCAAUUGUAAAAACAUCACAAUCAUGUUCUGUCCUCUUAUCACUAUUGAAGGUGCAUGUGAAUGCGUCUGAGUGUGUGAGUGAGUGUUUGUGCGCAUACAUCAAGGUGUAAUAUGGAACUACUUUUUGGCAAACGAAGGAGCAUUUUGUUUGCAUUUUUUUCGGUACUGAAAAAAAAAAAAAAGACUGCCCUGUUCCAGUUUGGCUCCCCUGCCUCCCUCCUAAUUCAUUUUUUAGAUUUCACACAUUUGUCUCAUCUGGAACGACUUGUUAUUGUUUCUAUACAGUUGCUGCUCCGUGUAGUGAUGAACACAGGGGGUGUGGGCAGGGAACCAGAAAUGGAACAGGGUCUCGCUCCCGGUCGGCUCUGAUAUAGGACCUCAGUCCAGACGACACUGACUGGCAGGAAAAGUCUAAAAGCUGGAUCAAAGUCAACAUUUGCAAACAAGAGAAAGCCUGUUUGUUCAGCCUCUUCUCACUGCAGCCUGUUUGAUGUUCAGCACAGCAGAAAACUUCCUGAUCCAGCCAGUAGUUCCUCUGUCAGAGCGCCUGGGACACGACAAAAAAACUACUGCUGGACACCAACACUGUAACUUUUUAACUUACAAUAAAGCAAUAAGUUAUUUUUUACCUUACAAAUGAAAAUAGUACUAUUAUUGGUAAUAGCAGACGCUGUGUGGAUAAAUCUGCGGCAUUAAGACUUAUUUUCAGAAAAUAAGAAACUAUAUUUUUCUGUUUUGAGAUCUUGUUCCCCUUGUAUAUUGAUUUUAAUGAUGUAUUUUGUUGUCUUGAUGUAAGGAAAAGGGCCAAUGCUUUGGAUGGGGCUUGUAGCUCUAUAUGAGCUCAGUUGAAGUUUAACAUUUGGGAUGUCCCCUGCCAAGCUUUAUAGCAAUGCUUUUCUUUUUUCCUUGUUUUUCUCCCCCCUGAUAAUUUCAAUUUUAAAAUCCUAAUAAAUUAUUCUAAAGCA
Messenger RNA from Labrus mixtus (cuckoo wrasse), 3422 nucleotides. Its product is annotated as RNA-binding protein Musashi homolog 1-like. Gene Ontology annotation, molecular function: RNA binding. The coding region runs from base 97 to 1176 and encodes 359 amino acids. NCBI's taxonomy places the organism in Eukaryota, Metazoa, Chordata, Actinopteri, Labriformes, Labridae. The record is from RefSeq and is a predicted model, not a curated record. The transcript is spliced from 14 exons. Gene Ontology annotation, cellular component: cytoplasm.